AAUUCAGUUCAGAGAGGAGAGAGGAGAGGGAGAAGGAGAGAGGGGCAGAGGAGAAGGGAGAGAGGGAGAGCAUGCAAGACAGGAAGGAGCACCUUAGAGUCUCUGAAGCACGAAAGAGAUAACCGAUUAGGAAUUUUUCGGGCAACUGUCAUCCCGGAGAGCAGCCAGAGAAUCACCAUCACCCCAACUCUGACGUUUCCUACCAGAAGUUAGACUUAAGCAGUAUUGACAUCGGAGGGAAAUGGUAUGCCUGAUGCUGUGGAAAAUACCCCUGAGCUGAAGAAGUGCAACUGGAUGUUGUGUGUGUGUUAAAUACCAGAAGAGCCCAGACCCCGUGGUAAUAGAGACGAAAAUGUGAAGAGAAUGACUAACGACAAAUCUGUGAAUUUGUUCUCUGGAGUUGCUAAUUUGCCAGCCCGAAGCAACACAAUUCACAAGGAGGAAACGUUUUGCUGCUUCUGAUUUCUCCCCAAACUGGUGCUACCAGAUGCACGGCUUUCUAUGUGUUGGAACAAAUCAUUCCUAACUGCAGCAUACCGGGAAAGGGGAAAGGUUGAGGCAACUAACUGGCUGUCUCCAAAUAAGCGAUGAGAUGUAAUGCAUCCUCCAGUCCAUGCACGCUUCCUCUUGCAAUUCGUGCAUCAUUCCUCAGUGGAAACCUUUAAACCCUAAAAUCCAGGAAAAGAAAAUAAAUACAUUAUCAUGGACCUGAGGGAUUUUUACCUGUUGGCUGCUCUGAUUGCCUGUUUAAGGCUGGAUUCCGCAAUAGCUCAAGAACUUAUUUACACUAUUAGAGAGGAAUUGCCUGAAAAUGUGCCCAUAGGAAACAUACCAAAGGAUCUGAACAUUUCUCACAUCAAUGCUGCCACAGGGACCAGUGCCAGCCUUGUCUACAGACUGGUUUCUAAAGCUGGGGAUGCCCCUUUGGUGAAAGUAUCCAGUAGCACUGGGGAAAUUUUCACAACCUCCAAUAGAAUAGACAGAGAAAAACUCUGUGCUGGAGCCUCUUAUGCUGAGGAGAAUGAGUGUUUCUUUGAACUUGAGGUAGUGAUCCUCCCCAAUGAUUUUUUCAGGCUGAUCAAAAUAAAAAUAAUUGUCAAGGAUACCAAUGAUAAUGCCCCCAUGUUUCCAUCCCCUGUCAUCAAUAUUUCCAUUCCAGAAAACACUUUGAUCAACAGCCGCUUUCCAAUUCCAUCAGCAACAGAUCCUGACACAGGCUUCAAUGGUGUACAGCAUUAUGAAUUGUUAAAUGGGCAGAGUGUUUUUGGACUGGAUAUCGUGGAAACUCCGGAGGGAGAGAAGUGGCCGCAAUUGAUUGUUCAGCAAAACUUGGACAGAGAACAGAAAGAUACCUAUGUGAUGAAAAUCAAAGUAGAGGAUGGAGGCACUCCACAGAAAUCCAGCACGGCCAUACUGCAGGUCACAGUAAGUGAUGUAAAUGACAACAGGCCAGUGUUUAAAGAGGGUCAAGUGGAGGUGCAUAUUCCAGAGAAUGCUCCUGUGGGCACCUCUGUAAUUCAGCUCCAUGCCACUGAUGCAGAUAUAGGCAGUAAUGCUGAAAUCCGGUACAUUUUUGGUGCCCAGGUCGCCCCUGCAACCAAAAGGCUCUUUGCUUUAAAUAAUACUACUGGGCUGAUUACAGUUCAGAGGUCCCUAGAUCGAGAGGAGACAGCCAUUCACAAAGUGACAGUGCUGGCUAGUGAUGGCAGCUCCACUCCUGCUCGAGCAACGGUUACCAUCAAUGUCACUGAUGUAAAUGAUAACCCUCCUAACAUAGACCUCAGGUACAUUAUAAGUCCCAUCAAUGGCACAGUGUAUUUAUCUGAGAAAGAUCCUGUCAAUACAAAGAUUGCCCUAAUUACAGUUUCAGAUAAGGACACAGAUGUGAAUGGCAAAGUGAUCUGUUUUAUUGAAAGAGAGGUCCCAUUUCAUUUGAAGGCAGUAUACGAUAACCAAUAUUUGUUAGAGACCUCCUCUUUGUUGGACUAUGAGGGCACCAAAGAAUUCAGCUUUAAAAUUGUUGCCUCUGAUUCUGGGAAACCCAGUUUAAAUCAGACUGCCCUGGUAAGGGUUAAGCUUGAGGACGAAAAUGACAACCCACCAAUUUUCAACCAGCCUGUAAUUGAGCUGUCAGUUUCUGAAAACAACCGACGUGGGUUAUACUUAACAACUAUUAGUGCCACAGAUGAAGACAGUGGGAAAAAUGCGGACAUUGUUUAUCAGCUUGGACCGAAUGCCUCCUUCUUUGAUUUGGACCGAAAGACAGGAGUUUUGACAGCCUCCAGAGUCUUUGACAGAGAAGAACAGGAGCGGUUCAUUUUUACAGUAACUGCCAGGGACAAUGGAACCCCUCCCCUCCAAAGCCAAGCGGCCGUGAUAGUUACUGUUCUGGAUGAGAAUGACAAUAGCCCCAAGUUUACUCAUAAUCAUUUUCAAUUUUUUGUGUCUGAGAAUCUGCCAAAGUAUAGUACUGUGGGGGUAAUCACAGUGACAGAUGCAGAUGCUGGAGAGAAUAAAGCUGUGACUCUCUCCAUUCUAAAUGACAAUGAUAAUUUUGUGCUGGAUCCCUAUUCUGGAGUCAUAAAGUCAAAUGUCUCAUUUGAUAGAGAGCAGCAGAGUUCCUACACUUUUGAUGUCAAAGCCACUGAUGGAGGACAACCACCUCGUUCCUCCACUGCAAAAGUAACUAUCAAUGUCAUGGAUGUCAAUGACAAUAGCCCAGUUGUCAUUUCUCCACCUUCCAACACUUCUUUUAAGUUGGUACCCCUCUCAGCCAUUCCUGGCUCUGUGGUAGCAGAAGUUUUUGCAGUGGAUAUCGACACUGGGAUGAACGCCGAACUGAAGUAUACAAUUGUGAGUGGGAACAACAAAGGCUUGUUUCGGAUCGAUCCAGUAACAGGUAACAUCACUCUGGAAGAGAAGCCAGCACCUACUGAUGUGGGCUUGCACCGUUUGGUGGUCAAUAUAAGUGACCUGGGAUACCCUAAGUCUUUGCACACACUCGUGCUUGUUUUUCUUUACGUUAAUGACACCGCUGGGAAUGCCUCCUAUAUCUAUGACUUGAUUCGCAGGACUAUGGAGACCCCACUGGAUAGGAACAUAGGGGACAGUAGCCAACCCUAUCAAAAUGAGGACUAUCUCACCAUCAUGAUUGCCAUCGUCGCAGGGGCCAUGGUGGUCAUAGUGGUGAUCUUCGUCACUGUCCUGGUGCGAUGUCGCCAUGCAUCGAGGUUCAAAGCAGCUCAGAGGAGCAAGCAAGGUGCUGAGUGGAUGUCCCCAAACCAGGAGAACAAACAAAACAAGAAAAAGAAAAGGAAGAAAAGAAAGUCUCCCAAGAGCUCUCUUUUGAACUUUGUUACAAUUGAAGAGUCCAAACCUGACGAUGCAGUUCACGAACCUAUCAAUGGGACAAUAAGUCUGCCCGCUGAGCUGGAGGAGCAAAGUAUAGGAAGAUUUGACUGGGGCCCAGCCCCUCCAACAACCUUCAAGCCUAACAGCCCUGACCUGGCCAAGCACUACAAAUCUGCUUCUCCACAGCCUGCUUUUCAUCUUAAACCAGACACUCCGGUUUCCGUGAAAAAGCAUCAUGUGAUUCAGGAACUCCCUUUGGACAACACCUUUGUCGGGGGUUGUGACACCCUCUCCAAACGCUCUUCCACUAGUUCAGAUCACUUCAGUGCCUCAGAGUGCAGUUCCCAAGGAGGCUUCAAGACAAAGGGCCCCUUACACACCAGACAGGUAAACGAGCACUUUUACUGGUCUAUAAGUACUGCAUACAAGUGCCCAGUCAACCAGUAUUAACGUGCCAGUGUGUCUCUUGUUUUGGUCUAACUUUAGCUUAGUUACAAAGAGGGAAAAAAAAAACUUGACCCCUUUUUUUAUUCCUCUGGGGCUCAGUCAAGAAUUUUUAGAACAGCUUUGAAAUUUCUGAGUUCUGAGAAUUAUUUAACUUCCCAGUUUCCUUCAAAUGACAAAAGAUGAAAAGAGGAAAUAAUUCCAAAAUGUCCCAAGAUAAUGUUUGCUGAAGAAGAAAACCUGUCCUGUUAUGCCAAAUUCUGCUCCUGGGGUUUCCAAAUUGACUGCUUCAAGAUUUUCACGUUACCUUUUGAUCUAAAAAGUCACCUUCAAAUCCCAAGUUUUAAAUGACGUUUGAAGGUGUCGCUAUAAUUAUUUUGGAGCUGUGGUUGCUAAAGGGGUUAAUUUUUUUUUAGUCUCUAAACAAGAUAGUAGUUUAUUAAAUGUACAUCAGCCGUGAAGCACAUGAUUGUUGAUAGAUUGCAACGAAGCCAUAUAGGAAGCCUUCUCUUUGAUUUCAGAUGAUUUCAUUGUAAUAUAGUACAUUGGGUAUUGAAUAGAAGGUUGGCAAAUUGUCCGUAAUGGCCAAAGUACUCUUUCAAGAAAAAAAAAAAAAUAGAAGGAAUGCUUUCUCCCUGAUAUAACCAAUUUAUACAGAAAAGAAUGAAUCCAUUGUAAAUAUUCUCCCAUCUUAGUAAUGCAUAAGUGAUCUGUCAUAACUCAUUUUAAACUGUGAAAUAUGCCAUAUGAAGAGGGAUUAAGAGGCUGAGAAACUCAUAUUUCAACCAAAUCCAGAAUUAGUUUUUCUUAGGUCUAAUAAUUCCUUGUUAAUAAAGAUUUAAAUGCAGUGCUGUCUAAUUUAUUUCACUGGUGCUUGUCUAUUGCCAUGAAAUUUGAGUGUCAGUAAUAGCCUGUAGAUGGCACUAGGGUAUCAUGUCGCUUGUGCUGGCCAGGCGCCCAUCCCGCAGUAGCAAGGAAAGGGGGGAGGGAAGGAUCAAGCUGGUACUACAGCCAAAGAUACCUUUUAUUUAAUGAUAGUUGCUCUGGAGCAACUAGCAUUUCAAUUCAUUUGGUUGCGCUUUUGUGAUUAGCUCUCACCACACCAACUUUCUAGGAUUUCGUAAUCUGAGUUCUACCCUUGUUGGUACUGAGUCCCCCUGUGGUGAUGGCCCAUCUGAAUUUGUUCAAAAUAAGGAACAUAUAGAUUUCAGAAAAUCAAGGAAAGCAAAAAUAAAUUUGCAGGACAGUAUUGACAAUUGUUGAUCAGUGUGUGAAAACUCAAGAGUUUUUCCUUUUUUUAUGCGGGACGUGGGGUGAGAUAGAAUGUUUUAUUGAAACUCUAUUUCCCUCUUACCAUCUAGUGUUUAUUGCUCUGGAAUGACUUUAAGGUUUUGUGGUAAUAAGAUAUUCAUAAAAGUAAUUUUGACAGUGAAUCACAUAGAUAUUCCCAGAACAGUAAGCAUAAUGUCUAUCUGUGAUUAUUCAACUAAAAUCUCUACUUCUUAAUGUAAAAGAUUAGAUAUCUAGAGCAUUUUAAAAGUACAUAUACUUAAAGCUUGAAGGCACAGAAUGAGAGGAAUUAAAAUAAGUCCGUGUCAGAAUUCUAGAGGAGCAUAUGAAGUUAUCUGAUAGAAGUUGAAGUUGGGAAGACUUAUUUUUAUGUUAACUUCAUCAGCUUUUUAAGAGAGGUUGUUUUAAAAUGUAGAAGAUUUCUGAGCUUAGUAAAGGUUUGUGAAAGUUGGUAAAUAAGAUAGUUAAUCAUGCUAAGUAAUUUUUGAAACUAAUGGACUUAAUGGAUUUAAUGGACUUAAAUAUGAAGGUACUAUUAAUGAAAAGAAAGAAAACGGCUUUUUUAUUUACUUUUUAGGUGAAGGUCACUCACAAUAUGCUGAUAUUUUAUGAUUUGCAUACUCUCUUGAAAAAAGCAAGCAUGAUUUGAACUUUUCAUACAAAAUCUGAAAUUUGUUUUCCAAAGAAACAUUCUGAUAUUCUUCCAACAUCAUCUUUCUUUUCAUGUAAAUGUGGUGUGGAUUAGCAUUGACGCACGGGCCCACUUUUUCUGACUUCUCCACAAAACUUGAAACUCUAUGUAGUACAGUGACAUAAAUGUUAAGUGCAUUUCAGCAAAUUAUGGAAAAGAUAUUUUGUUUAGGCUUAGUCAUAAGAACAUUUGUAUGAUGUAAUCUUUAAAAUAGGAUGCUGACUAAUUCUCUAACUGGAACUAAAGUGCAUUUUAGACAUUCCUUGAGACCAUGUGUUACUGUGCAGUUCUCAUUGUAGUCAUUUGGAUGUUCAGACAUAGCUGUAAUUCACUAUUAUGCUGAAAAGCUAUUGAAAUGGCUUUGCUUAUACCUUUUAGAAAUUUUCACGCCGAGAAAGAAAAAUUGCAGGGUUGGAGAAAAGGAAUAUUGGAAGUAAGGAGAAGUGUUGGUGAUAGCAAUAUGUACAAUUUUAGUGUGAGAGGCAUAUUUUCUAUGAAUGAAGAACAUAAAUUAUAUACGAUCCUUUUAGGUUGUUUUUUUUUUUUUAACUGAACUACAUGAGUGUUAUCUGAAGAAGUUCUAGUUAAGCUAAAAUAAAAGUUCUAUUUUUAGCUCCUUCUCUUCAACUAGUUGCUUUUAUACAGAAUAUGCUCCUGAAGCUACACAAUUUUGAAAAAAGUAGGGUUUAUCACAACAAAAGCUUUCAAAGGAAUUUAUAAACAUAUAAUGUGUGAAGAUUUUUAGUUGAGUGGGCACAGAGCGCUGUGAACAGGAAUACCUUUUUCACUUAAUGGUGCUAGUUGAUGUGUGAGUAAAAUGCAAGAUUCUUGAGUAAAGGGCUACCAAAUUUAAAUAUCAUUCAUUUGUGUUGUCGAUACAAUGAAAACAUAAUGUCUGACUCCUCUGCCAUCAGGGCAUAAGUUCCUAUUUUGUCUUUCAUUCCCCUGCUGUUUUGCCUUGUGUGACCCUGCAAAGAAUGUUGGAAACCAUAUUCCUCAUCCACUCGAUUUCACUGAGCUUUCAUUUUCCUUGAACAUAACAAAUCUGUCACUGGAUUUUCCACAAAUUAUUUUGCAUGAAUUUUCAGAAGUACCCUUAUCAUUCACAGAUUGGGUGGAAUUUCCGGUUUUUAAGAAAAGCAAGAGCAUGUCUUGAUAUUUAUUUAUAAAUAAGCGAAGUUCACUGUUAUAGGUUUAAGAGGAUGGCAAGAUAAUCAAUUCCAGUAGGGCUUACAGUGAUAAAGCUCAUUGGUGUAUUUUUCUAAAAGGAAAAUAUAUUCUUAGUGGAUGUGAUUUUUAAAAUGUGAUAUUAAGUUCUCAAACUUUAAGGUGUCUCAGAAUGAUCCGGAGGGUUUCUUAAAACAUGGACCCCACUCCCAGAUGUUCUGAUUCAGUACCAUUGGGGUCAAGCCUGAAAGUUUCCAUUGCUGACAAGAUCGUAGUCAUGUUGAUGCUGUUAGUCCAGAGACCAUACUUUGAGAACCACUGCCUCAGCAUAUUGGAAUAAGAAACGUCAGGUCUUUUCCCUUUCAGAUUAUCAUUUCCAGAGUACCUGUUUGUACACAGCCCAGCUCUCACUCAGCUCACUUAUUGACAGCCUUUUUAUUGUGGCUGGAGGGGCUUUACAGUAAGCUGUUUAUUGCUAUUUCCCAACCUGGUUGACAGCACUUGGGGAAUUAAUUUUCUUGGCCCCAGUGUGCUUUUUGUGGGGGUAUAAAUGAAAAUGUAAAAAAAAAAAAAAAAAAAAAAAAAAAGUGACCUAUUUACAUUUGACAACUUCUUCCAGUAAUAAAACAAUCUGUGAGAGUUGCAUUACAGUCUGGUUCUGGGUAAACAGUCAUGUUUAAUUUUCUAAAUGAAAUGCUUAUUUUAGAGUUUAAGUAUCCUGACUUCAACUGUUCACAAUCGAGAGUAUUUGCUCAUAUGUAUAUCUGUGUAUGUAUUGAAGAAAUUAAACAUUGAAAAUGUGUGUGCAUGCUAUACUCAAGUGUAUACAUGUACUUUUACUACAGAAAGGGAAUUGCUUCUAUUCCCAGUCAUUUAGAGAUACCAUACUACAUUUAUGAUUAUUUUUCAUUUUUGAAUAAUCCCACUACAACCACUGAAGUGCUGUGUCACGUAAAAUGCAGAAGACAGUCAUAGAAUUGCUAUUUAGAACAGUGGGAAAAUGCAAGUGAAAGAAGUGAAGGCAGCAAAUCUGAACUAAUGUGAGGCUACUAAAAAAAUGUGACGAUACUUGAAACAAAUGUUGCAGUAUAUCGUGACAGUUGAACACAGGUGGUAUGUGGAGAAAAAUUGCUCCCCAAGAUGCAGAGUAUAUUUACAAUGUUAUCAGUUGCAAUUUUUAUUUCCACUCCUUCCCUUUGGCCAAGUGCCCUAUAAUCAAGAAGUCAGUUGUGAGGUAAAGGAAACCCAGACCCCUUGGAUUGAUUUAGGAAUUUGAAAUGAGAAUGGGCCAUCUAUUCAAACUGGCUACCUUUCCUCUUGGAUUUGUGAUACAAAUACUUGAUUUUUUUUUCAACUUGAUACAGCUAAGCUAUAAAAUUCAAGGUACAUUUUAGCAUUCAUUGCUAAUAACCUUGAGGAGAGUAAAAAUAAAAGUUGCCACUGUAUUAAGCAUAGAUGUGUCUUCUGAUUACUGAAUACGUGUUAACGUAGAGAAAACAAUUUCAGUAGUUAAAAGACUAUCUCCUAAAUUUUACGAUUAUUUCUAUAUAUAGAAACACUCUAAACUGAUGUUCCCUUAGUUUCAAGUGAGUCAUCCUUACGGUGUUACAGAAGAGGCUUUAAUAUCACUAAAAUUACCUUGCAAGUAUUGUACUGGUAAGAAUACGUGAUAUUCUUUGAGUAUAUGUAUAGUCUUAUUAAAUAUCUCAAGCUAUAAUGUAUCUUCUCAUAAUAGCUCAAAUUAAAAUAUACAUGAAAUAGUAAAAUAGAAUUUAGAUUUAAUGAAAAACCUCAAAUCUAAAACCACAUUUCCUCAUAACCAAUUGUGAAUUAGUCUGACUCUUGAACUUUCAUUUUUAUGUUGACUGACAUAUGUGAGAUGUGCAUAAACUAUACCCAAAAUAUUAGAAAUGGUCUCUUAAUGAAUUAUUUUUCAUAUCGCAUUAUUUUCUGUGACAGUACUGAGGUAUGAAAGUGAGACCUGUAAAUUAUUUUCUCAGAAGCAUUGUUUCCACAAUUUUAUUUUAUUGUUCAGAUUGUUUUGGUUUCUAAUUUUUUUUUGGGGGGGGGGGGUAGGUGGGAAUGCAGAAAUAGUCCAAAUGCUAACUAACACUCACAGAUGCCAUGCUGGUCUAGCGGUACCAGACUGAGUGUUUAUGGGCUCGAGGGCUAUGUCAACUUUACUGCUCCUUUUUUAGCACUGUCUCAGUUUGACUUUGUCAGAGUUGAACUCUUAGCUUGCGUAUUAUUUCAGGCAAAAAAGAAAGUGAGUUUAGUGAAUUGUUUACCACUUUCACUUAAAAUCCCUGCAGUAAGCGUUCUCUGAAUUUAGUGUGAUGUUUUCUUGAAGGAGACCCUUUAUUCAAACUAGUCUCCUGCUAAUAUUAACAAGUUAGUUAAUAUCUUAUAUAGUCAAGGUAGUUGGAAACUAAGAAUUAUUUAAAAAUACACGGGUUUUUAAAUUUUGGCUUUCUUGACAGCUGAUUUUAUGUUUAAUAGAUUUUCCAGAAUUCUACAUACCAGGGCCCUAAAAUUUGUCAUUUUAAAAAAAAAUAUGACUAAUCACAGGUCAGAUAUUAGUGAGAAUUUGGGAAUGCCAGGCAGCAGGGGGCUUGCUCUAAAGUUUUCAAUAUCUGGAAGCAUAGGAGUUCAAUAACUAAUAAUGCUAAUGUGGUACAUCCUUUGUAUUAGUUAGGACUCCCUGAAUCUGCAUCAGAUCAGGGAAAAAAAAUCCAAAUGUUGUAGAAAUAAGAUUUCUCAUGUACAUUAAGAGAUAGGCUGUGCUGUUUAGGAUUUCAUCAGUUAUUUCAGAUAGCUGUUAAAUCUGUCAAACAUUUCAUUUGGAAAGGAACACAUGCUUUUUACCUUUGUUUGAUACAAACCUAUUGGGCUGUCAGUCAUCAGAAACAUAGAACAAGAAAGACAUAUUACUAUGAUUGACAUUUUGGUUUUGAUUUAUAUUCUUUUUUCCCUAAGCCAAGAUUCAUUAAAAUGGAAGUUCAUUAAGUAAGUUAAACAACUACCCUUCCUUAAUGGUAAAGGGUGAUGGCAGGAAUAAAGUGGGAAAACAACCCAUAUUUACUCUCUCACUCACAUUUUGUCCUCUAGACAGUUUGUAUCCUAUAGAUAAGAAUAGUACUGGAAUUAGUAGAAAUUUCUGAGCCAUAAUAUGAUUUUAAGGCAUUCAGAACUUGAAGUCAUUGAUUAGGGAUAGGUUUUUCCAUACUUCUCUGUUAUUUACAUUAUUUAAAUAUUUCCCCAAUUUUAACAGUCCAAUCGAUUACUGGUCCAUCAGCACAUAUCACAUUUAAAAUGAUGGACUUGGGACCAUCUGUACAGUUGGGGGUGGUGAAGAUAUAAGCACAAUUUGAGGGGCAUAUUUGAUUAAUUCCUUCUAGUCAUGUUAUACUCAUUAUUCCAGAAUUUGUUAACAAGUGAACUUAUCUUUUCUUAAAAGGAUUCUAUUACAGCCUCAGCAUUCAUUCAUUUAUAUAGAUUUUUAAUUAUGUGGGCUGCAAGGAGGUAGAAAUUGGGUUGAUUUUACCACGUUUGUAUAAUAUAUUUUAACAUUCUUCCACAAUUUGUCUUUCUAUCUGGCCAUCUCUGCAUUUUAGUAUUACCCUGCUUUGUUAAUAUCCACUCUCUGGCCUUUUUCAGUCUGUUAGCAGUUGAUUAAGAAAUACUCUAAUCCCUUCCAGGAUAUUGAGAAACUAAUGGAUUGCAGAGUAUUUGGGUCUUUAAGCUUCAAUUGUAAAUGGUAUGAAGAAUUGUCAUUGAGCUGAUAUUUGCAUAUAUCUCUCCCAGUGCUAGUUACUUUGCCUCCUUUUUGUCCUCGUAAUCUUCAGCUUUCAUUCUAAGGAUAUUUAUUUUGGUCGGAAAUAAGCACGCCAGUGAUAAAAAUUUGGGAUUCACCUCCAAAUGAAUGCCAUCACAGACAGGGAAAUUCUGGCACAUUUUGCAUAGAUCUGUAUGAACACAGUGAACCCUUCAUAAGCUCUUAGAUUGCAGGAAAUCGGUACUGAAAAUUAAGUGGGGUUUUAAAGAUUUGCAAAGUAGAGAGCUUUGUAUAAUGCUGGUAUUGCAGGUGCCUAUUAAAUAUGAAGUAAAGGCUUUGUAAUACAACCAGCUAACACAUUUCCCUCCACAUUAGAGUGAUUUAUAGCCUAGAGAAUUAGUCUUAUCUAUUUUUUCCAAAAGCAGAAACAUUGGAUGUGUCUGAAAGAAUAAAAAUCUCAAAAACAUGCCUUGGAAUAGACAGAUUUACUUUUUGAUGAAUCUAGUUAUUCCAAGUGGACAGUGCAGGCCUGCUCACACUUACCUUUGGUACCUCCGAUGCCCGUGAUAUGGCUUUCAACUCUUCCUGAGAAGAAACUCUCAAUUGUGUGUGUCGACUCUCCUCCAAAAGUAAAUCAGAUGAAAACCCUAGGUAUCCAUAAAACCAUAGCAUUACCAUAAUGAAGAGGGCUGGCUACUAAGUGAGUGCUUUGAUCCUCAUAGGAAUUGAUAUUGAAUCAUUUCUCAAGCUAUAUUUUUAGAAUUCAUCCUUGCUCCAUUUGUAAAUAGUGUGUGUGUGUGUGUAGCACAGCAUCUCAUUCCAGACAUACGUGUAUUUCAAUAUGUUUACCUCAUGACAGUGUUCAGUAAAAUGCCUCGCAGUUCUUCAAUACUUCACAUGUUUGGCCCUGUUAGAUAUAAAUCAGUGGAAAGAGCCAUGUAUAUUUUUAAAUGAUUUUAGAAAUCCUAUAUUUUUACCUACUAGAAAGAGCAUAUAAUCCACGUGCAGUACACAGUAGGUAUGGUGGACUUGCUGAGAAUCUUCAUAGAUGAUUGAUUUUUAAAACAAAACUGUUUUUGUGCAAGACAAUAGCAACCGCAAUUCAGUGAAUGAGGUUUUUAAAAUUUUUUUCCUCUUUAAACAAACCUCAAUAUGGAGAAGAAUGGAGACACAGAAGGAUAUAUAAAAUGAAACCCUUUCUUUUAUAGGAAGAAAAUGUCUUCUGCUGACAGUAGUUCCAUAGUAGAUCUUUUCUUUGAGGAAAAAAAAAAAACAGUGCUUUUUUGGAUUCGGAGGAUACAACCAAUCUGUGCCUCUGUGUGAUAGCAGCUGCACGCUGAGGACUUUCAAAUACACAGCUACACAGGAUUCUGCAGGAAACUUUUUGUAGAAGGUGCAAGUGACAAAUGGAGACAAAAUGGAGUGAGUUCUGAGUUGUGAGUUGAUGCCCUCCUGUGUCAUAUAUUCAUGUCAUUGAACCAAUUUUCACAUUGGAAACCUAGAAUCACAAUAGCCUUACCUCUGUUUGUCAGCUGUAAACACACCUGCACUGGCAACUUUUCUUUCCUCCAUUUCUUAUCAUUCACUAGGUGGAUUAU
Molecule: messenger RNA, 12316 nt
Organism: Panthera uncia (snow leopard)
Lineage: Eukaryota; Metazoa; Chordata; Mammalia; Carnivora; Felidae
Gene: PCDH9
Product: protocadherin 9
Exons: 2
Coding region: 703-3801 (1032 amino acids)
Biological process (GO): homophilic cell-cell adhesion
Cellular component (GO): plasma membrane
Molecular function (GO): calcium ion binding
Source: RefSeq, a predicted model, not a curated record